This is a messenger RNA of Paramacrobiotus metropolitanus, 814 nucleotides long. RefSeq lists its product as uncharacterized. The record is from RefSeq and is a predicted model, not a curated record. The coding region runs from base 86 to 460 and encodes 124 amino acids. The transcript is spliced from 3 exons. Lineage: Eukaryota; Metazoa; Tardigrada; Eutardigrada; Parachela; Macrobiotidae.
UGCCGUUGUUUUAUUUGUUGCCGCACUAAACGCUAAAUCGUUGUUUUUUUCGUUGUUAAUCUGAGACUGCGCUGCAGCCACAGUCAUGUCGAUGCUGAAGUUGUCGUUCUUGUUGGUCGGCCUCGUGGCUAUCGUUUGCGCCGCUCCUAGUCAGCCGGGCGAUUCCGAUUCUCAACAAAUUGCUACAGAUGCUUUUUUCGGAAUCGGCAGUAUCGCCCCCAAGGAAUCACCGGCCUAUGCAAAAUGUGGUGCCAAAUUCCGCAAAGCCCGAAUAACCGUUAAAACGUACAAGAAGGAAAUCGACUCCGGUUCGGUAUUAUACAACAUGAAGGUUGACAUCGCCGAACCUAGCUCGGGAUCCAGUACAGGACGUACCUACCGCAAUAAGACAUUUAAGGUCUUUAAAGCGCGCACGUCUGGUCAGCUGUUCAUACGGGAAAAUCCAUGCGACAGCCUUUAAAAAAUUGCUUUAUGUGGGACAUUCUGUUAGGUGUUUUAUGCAACCGGGUUUUAAUUGGUUUUAUGGCGUUUACGUUUCUGAUGGCGGGUUGUAAUAAUAUACACCCAUGAGACAAAGCGUUUAAAGAAUUCAUAUCUUCUCGUUCGCAUGUAACUGGCUUCAUGCGCAUUCACAUGGUCGACAGCAACCUGUUUUUUUGUGCAUAGACUACGAAAAAUAGGUGCGCUUGUUAAAUUCGAAGACAGUUCGCAAAAACGUGAAUGAUGAAUCAUCGAUGGCUUUCGGGCCAGUUACGGCAAGUAAUUUCUGUCUUUGGUCUGCCUAUAACCGAUUAAUUUAGUCCAAGCUGCUAAA